GUAGUAUCACAACUCUGCUCAGCUCAAUCAUAGCGCAAGGUUCAAUCCACGAAAUUCCGACGGUCAGAUCAGGAAGCUUCCAUGUCUCGGGUAUUUCAGCCCCCCACAGUGCCUGGUAACCGGAGAUCAAAAUUAGGGGCUGUCGUACCAGGACUAUCAUGACCUCCACUAUCGCUCUGCGGCAAAGGUCUUUCUCCCACAAGGUACGCACUGGCUGUCUGACCUGCAAGAAACGUCGGAUAAAGUGCGAUGAAAGGAAACCCAAAUGUGGGAAUUGUACAAGGGGAAAACACACUUGUCUUGGUUACGAAGUUUCCAAAGCCAAGAUCUUUUCCAUUGAAACGACCUCGGAGGGAGACCAAACCAGCCGAGCUAGCAAGCAAACGGUCCAAAAGAGCCCGCCUAACUUGGCGUCAAUUCAGCCAGUCUUCGGCACCAAAGAAGAGACGCAAUAUCUCGAGCACUGGCUACUGAGCACAUCUGCCAUGCUCUCCCAUUAUGGGCCGAUGGGUGACUUUUAUACUGUGGUUGUUCCGCAGUUCGCCUGGCAAUCUCCAGCGGUGAAGCACAUGCUCGUUGCUCUAUCAAUGACCCAUGCGAAAUUCGUCAGAGGAGUGGCCUCUGCAUCGGGCGAAACCAAAUCCCAAGCACUCUUGCACUAUGUCUCAGCCAUCACAGAGAUCCGACUUCGCAAACUCUCCCAGCUUCAGGUUUUGGUCGCUGCUCUUCUUGCCUGGACUUUGGAAAUGAUGCAAAACAAUUUUGAUGCGGCACUGGUCCAUCUGAAAGCAUCGGUCCAACUGUUGCAAAAUUACGAUUCGCUGCAGUGGCGCGACGGUACGAGAAUUGUACAAGAGGCUCUACGACCAGGUUGUAUGCUCGCAGAAGGGCUUACCGCCAUUGUUUUGCGCAAAGGCCAAGCUACCAAACAAGUCGAACCCGAAUACCGCGACCAUCUAACUUUGCCCUUCGAUGGUCCCUGUUUCACGUCGAUGGCGGAAGCACGGAUCGAGAUCUGCGCCAUCAUCGAAAGUAUUGCUUCUUUGACGCAGAGUCCGGCGCAGAAAAACACCCUUGAGGAUAUAGAAGUGUCACUGAGCCACUGGCUUGACAGUGUCCGCAAAUGGGAUCAAGAGUCCACGCCAUCAGCGUCCUUGACCGGGCUCAUCCUACUUUUCCACAUUGCGAUGGCAUUGCUUCCUGAGCAUGAUGUUGCAGGUUUCAGCUAUUCUGCCAAUCCUGCCAUGGUCGACUUCGUGGUAGAACGAGCAUCAAUCUUGCUGACCAUCGGUAACAUGAGAGAAGAGCACAAGGUGGAUGUGAUGGAGAGCGUGCAACAAGUGCUUGGAUUUGUGGUUCGCUUCUUUCCUAAAGCUUCGAGUCGCGACGAAGCUCAGGCGAUGCUGCAACGUCUUUGCGCCGAUGAGACGGAGAUGAGCGAACCAAACAUUGCCCGGAAUCCACUUCCAAAUCUCCCAGGUAUAGUUCCAUGAAUCAUAUCAACAUGAAGUUUACGAACGUCAAAGUAAUGGCACAACACCUCUUAUCGGUCCAUCUGCAGAGCCCGCAACCGGGAGGCCUACUUUUUCUCCCUCUCGAAAACAUUUCCGUACGUCGCCUGCAAUCUGGCGCUCAGAUAGUCGCCUGACGUGAGUGUUUUCAUUCCCUCGGCAUUGAGAACACCGCCUCCAUGUCCGAUGACCUCUUUCUGGAAGCUUGCUGCCCUAUCCGCGACCAGCGGCGAAGGCAUGGGGGUCAGUUUGGUGUCCUCAUGAGGCUGCACAAAUAUGGCAAUUGAAAAGCGGUCGGACCCGAUACCGGUAUCGGUAUGGCUGUUUGAAGAGGUCUGUUCACCAGAGGGUGUUGUCAAGAUGACACGAUGAAUUGUUGAUCUCAGUAAGCCAUUGGUCCAAUAGCUCAGCAAGUCUCCAAUGUUUACGACAAUCGGGGGAAAUGACUUGGAAUGGUAGUUUGGCGGGAAGAUAGGUACACCCGCCCAGUCUCCGUUCGGUUUCAAUAUCUCCAGGCCAGGCUGCUCAGGCCGAGUGAAGAGAAGGGUGAUGCUCCCGUAGUCAGAAUGUGCACCCGCUCGAAUGUCGGCUUCAGCGUCGUAGUCAGUAUCGGAAGGUAGUGUAGGAUAGUAUAGGAAUCGAGAAGUGUUUGGAGAGUUGUCGUGGGUACGAGCUAUCCAGUCGACAUCA
This is a messenger RNA of Exophiala xenobiotica, 2201 nucleotides long. RefSeq lists its product as uncharacterized. The transcript has a single exon. Gene Ontology annotation, molecular function: zinc ion binding; DNA-binding transcription factor activity, RNA polymerase II-specific. The record is from RefSeq and is a predicted model, not a curated record. Gene Ontology annotation, biological process: regulation of DNA-templated transcription. Lineage: Eukaryota; Fungi; Ascomycota; Eurotiomycetes; Chaetothyriales; Herpotrichiellaceae. Bases 159 to 1493 code for a protein of 444 amino acids.